Messenger RNA from Haliotis rubra (blacklip abalone), 430 nucleotides. RefSeq lists its product as uncharacterized. Lineage: Eukaryota; Metazoa; Mollusca; Gastropoda; Lepetellida; Haliotidae. The record is from RefSeq and is a predicted model, not a curated record. The transcript is spliced from 3 exons. Bases 41 to 361 code for a protein of 106 amino acids.
CUGCCACGACAAGGGUUCUGUGUGCUUUAGGGGGAGGUGCAUGUGCGAUCCAGAGUUCACCUACAGUACGUCGGAACAGGCUUGCGUGAGAAAACCUGGUGGGAUGCGUCAGCCUUGUGUAAUUAAAGACCAAUGCUACAUUAAUGGUUCCGUGUGCUUCAAGGAAAAGUGCAUGUGUACCCCAGGUCUCAGCUAUCACAAGGCGGAGCAAGCCUGCGUGAAGAAGUGCAGCACAUAUGGGAAGACUAUGUCUAUAUAUGAAGGGUUGGCCAUAGCUUUCCACAACAAUGAAGAAAAACACAGGUACUCCCCGAAAAGUGUAUCGAUAGAUGUACAGCUACCACAGACUAUUUGUGUUUGAGUGUAGACAUGAAUCCCGCCCAUGCCACCUGCUAUCUCUCGAGCGAUGGGUAUCUUGACGUAAAUGAAG